AUGGGCUUUGAGGAAACCGCAUAUCCCUACACCAAACCAGCACGUCGAUCAUCGUGGCGACCGGAAGUCAAGCAGUUCUCCCAAAGACGCUUCCGAUUCCUCCUGAGGUGUACCGUCGCCGCCGCGGUGACAGGAAUCCUCUUUCUCGUGGCGCUCCAUCGCCAAUACCGCCAUGAUCUCCAGGAGAAGUACUCAGCAACGAUCUUCAGCAAUGACUCAGAACGAAGGAUACAUCGGUCAGAAUGGGAAGCUUCCGCAGGUAGUCUGGCUGAGAGGCCGAUCCAGCGGGAGGAGUGGAAACGCAUAGGGGGCGGCUGGGAGGGCGAGAUCUUCCUGUACGAGGACACCGUGAUCAAGACCUUCGUCACCACGCGGAGUCCCCUUCGCAACUGCCUUGACUCAUCCUCAUCACCUACGAGGAUACCAACCGAGAUCCCCGCCACAUUGGUGCUCGGCGGCCUCCAGGACGAGGUGGCCGAAGAUGCCGACUUCCUGCCCCUGAAAGGCUACCUCCUCGCCCCAGCAACAGAGACAGAACCGGCAAGCUGGCUUGUGCUCACGCCCUACCUACCAUCUGGAAACCUCCAGAACGUAGCUAUGCGUUUGCGCUCCGAGAACCUUAACCACCGAGAUCUAGAUGCCCGGUUCCGCCCCUCGCUGAACCGCCUGCUGGGCGCCUUGGCCAGGAUGCACGGCGAGCAUGGGCUAUGUCACGAUGACAUAAAACUCUCGAAUGUCUUCGUGACGGACUACCUGGACGCGACAGUGUCGGAUACCCACUGGGUCCUGGCCGACUUCGGCAACGUGCGCGAGGUUACGCAUCCGUAUCACUCUUCUGUCAUCUGCACGCGGGACAGCGAGCAGAAUGCUGAUUGUCGCAUCAAUGACGCGGUGCGGUUGAUCAAGACCUAUGUUACGUUUCUGCGCCUUGCGUCGAUUGACACGGUUUCUUUUGAUUCUGCGUUCUGGGCAGAGAUUGAGCCGUGGAGCGAGCUGUACUGGUCGGCAGUGAAGGGUGCUCGACUAGGAUCUGGGGCGGCGGAGAGCUUUCAGGACAAUUCGUUGUCAAUUGCCCCUAUCCGCUCUGGCGAGCCGACGCCGCAAGUGGAAGGGGCUUGGAGUCUUGGCUGUUUGUUGGGGUUACCCUGCCUCGCGCAACGUACCGAGGAAGAGAUGGAGCGCGGGAUGUUUGUCACAGAGGACAAAGCCAGGCUAUUCGGCGCUACCGGCACUCUCCUGGGGGUACCGACAGGCGAGUGUUGA
Anthostomella pinea is the source of this 1263-nucleotide messenger RNA. The record is from the annotation of a GenBank genome assembly. Lineage: Eukaryota; Fungi; Ascomycota; Sordariomycetes; Xylariales; Xylariaceae.